AUGGAUUAUUUAACUAAUGCAUUUUACAGAAUAAGAAAUUAUUUUUCCAGUGAUAACAAUAACAAUAAUAACAAUAAUAACAAUAAUAACAAUAAUAACAAUAAUAAUAAUAACAAUGAUGAAAGCAACACCUGCACACAACCAUCUAAUUCAAUAAUUUCCAAUGAUUAUAACAACAACAAUAAUAUCAAUAAUAAUAACAAUAUUAAUAAUAACAAUAAUAAUAUUAAUAAUAAUAAUAAUAAUAUCAAUAAUAAUAAUAAUAUCACUAGUAUCAAUAAUAAUAAUAAUAUUAAUGAUAACAAUAAUAAUAAUAAUAAUAAUAAUAAUAAUAAUAAUAACAUUUCCCAAAUCAGUCAAUCCCCACUUGACCAAUGUAUUAAUGCCCCAUCACACAAUCAUUCACCAUCUCAACCACAAAAUAUAAUAUUAGAAUCACCAUUCCAUAGAUCAACUGAUAUUAUUCCAACUUUUCCAGCAACAAUAUCACCAUAUACCCCAUCACACAAUCAAUCACCAUCUCAACCACAAAAUAUAACCUCAGAAUCACCAUUCCAUAGAUCCACCGAAAUCAUACCAACUUUUCCUGCAACAAUAUCACCAUAUACCCAAUCACAAAGUCAACUCCAAUCUCAAUUUUUUAAUUCUUCUCAAUCAAAUAUCCCAAUUCCACCAUGGUUUGCACAAUCAUACCAACAAAAUAUAACCUCAGAUUAUACACCAUUUCAUAGAUCCACUGACGUUAUACCAACCUAUCCAGCAACAAGAUCAUCAUCUAUAAAGAGACCAUUGGAAGAAGAUGAUAUAUCAAAUGAAAGUGAUAGAAAAAUUAACAAAAAAAAAAAACUCGAUGAAGAGAGUUUAAAAAAAGAUAAAGAUCGUGCUAAAAUGGAAAAAUUAAAAAAAGAAAAAGAAGAAAAAGAAAAAUUAGAAAAAAUUCAAAAGGAAAAAGAAGAAAAAGAAAAAGAGGAAAAAGAGAAAUUAGAAAGGGGACUAUUAGAAAUAGAUUACCAUUGUAAUAUUUGCAUAGACCAAAUAGAGACCAUAAAAAAAGCAACAAUUGAUUGCAAUCAUAAAUUUUGCUUUGAUUGUAUAUUAGAAUGGUCGGAUCAAGCUAACACCUGUCCAACAUGUAGAAAAAGAUUUUAUAAUAUAAAAAGAGACAAUUAUGUUGAAGGUUUAGUAAACAGUGCCAAUGUCCCAUAUAGAGUUCAAGGAGAAGAUAGAUGGCCAAAUUUUUACAGUACACUCCAAGAAUUAAUCCAUGAAGCCGCUCAUCUCCCACCAAUUCCAUACCCUUUUCCUUACAAUUCUUAUCCUGGCUUAUAUAAUAAUGAAGAUCACCCAGGAAAUGGCAAUGAAUAUGAAGAAGAAGAUGAUAAAGAAGAUAACGAAGAAGAUAACGAAGAAGAUAACGAAGAAGAUGACGAAGAAGAUGACAUGGAUCUCUCAAAUUAA
This is a messenger RNA of Dictyostelium purpureum, 1458 nucleotides long. RefSeq lists its product as uncharacterized. NCBI's taxonomy places the organism in Eukaryota, Evosea, Eumycetozoa, Dictyosteliales, Dictyosteliaceae. The coding region runs from base 1 to 1458 and encodes 485 amino acids. The transcript has 2 exons. The record is from RefSeq and is a predicted model, not a curated record.